AUGCAGUACUCGCAGCCGGCACUUGGUGGCAAGCAGUCAGUAACGAUCCUGCGCGUCAAGCGGCCGCGCGACCAGCAGCCGAUGGGCGCCCUAGUCAUCGACCAGCACCUGCGCAAGCGCGUUGCCAGCAGCGUUGACCUAUUCGGCAGGACCACGGACCGACCUGACUCCCGUCACAGCACACCGGCGCCGGCCUCAGCACCAGAGGCCCAGAGGGAGAGCGCUAAGGCGCAGCGGAAGAUCCUGGCAGCAACUGGGAAGCAGCCGAAGCUGCGGGUGCUUGGGAAGCGGCGGAUCAAGCUUCUGAGCGACAUUCCGCAGACGCCGCACCAGUCGGAGGACUACGGGAUCCCACAGAAGACCAGCGAUAUCAAUAUGUUUGAUGCAAUCAAUGAAGACGAUAUCAUGGAAACGCGGCCUGCUAAGCCAUCUGGAUCGCUAGGCACGCCGAUGGAUACAAGUGAAGCGACGACAAAGGAGGAGGCGAUCAUGGAGCAGCUACUGCCGAUGGUACGCGACUACCUGUCGUUUAAUCAGACAAAGCCCGAGUACGUGUACGACUUUUACUAUAUCCUGAAGAACCACCCGGCGGGACUCGAUCCGAAUGUGCUGAGGACCGGGAAUGUGGGAUCGGUGCUGUGGAUUGACGACGCAGAGGAGUUUGUCAACAACAGAGAGAGCGACGAUGGGAAUGACGAUGACGAGGACUCGAAUGCCGAAGACUACUACACGAACGACUACCCUGAUGAGCCAGACUUUAAUAGCGAAGUCGAGAAGUUCUAUUACUCAUCGGAUGAGCGGGACAUUCUGCACGAGGAGGAGUCUUCGGACGACUACGAGGACUACGUAUGGUGA
Molecule: messenger RNA, 855 nt
Organism: Linderina pennispora
Lineage: Eukaryota; Fungi; Kickxellomycota; Kickxellomycetes; Kickxellales; Kickxellaceae
Exons: 4
Coding region: 1-855 (284 amino acids)
Biological process (GO): developmental process
Source: RefSeq, a predicted model, not a curated record